Messenger RNA from Plasmodium inui San Antonio 1, 4143 nucleotides. Its product is annotated as CMGC/CDK protein kinase. Gene Ontology annotation, biological process: protein phosphorylation. Lineage: Eukaryota; Apicomplexa; Aconoidasida; Haemosporida; Plasmodiidae. The transcript has a single exon. Bases 1 to 4143 code for a protein of 1380 amino acids. Gene Ontology annotation, molecular function: protein serine/threonine kinase activity; ATP binding. The record is from RefSeq and is a predicted model, not a curated record. Gene Ontology annotation, cellular component: nucleus; protein kinase CK2 complex; cytosol.
AUGGAUAGAGUUACGUCAAAACGAGUUAAAAAUAAUGUGUUGAUAGAAAAAAGUGGUGACAGUGAGAAGAAGGCCCUUAACAGAAGAAGGACAAACAUGAAUAAAAAAAAAAACGUCCUUCUAAAUGACGAAUCGAAAAAUGAUGAAGCUAUUAAGAAGAAUUUGAAGAGAGUGAAAAAUGAAAAGAUUUCAAAAAAUGCAAAAGACAAGUUGGAAACCACCUGCUUAAUUAACACCAGAAGCAGAGAAAAUGACAAAAAGGACACCAUAUAUAAGGGGAUAGAAAAGGAGAAGAAAUACCCCCAUGCUAGCAGGGUUACUUCCAUUAAAAGCAACAAUGCAAGUGCUAAUCAUGGCGGGGAGAACCGUCUGGGCGACGGGAAAAAUGACAAUGUAAAGAGUUCAAAUUACACAAUUUUGAACUAUUUUAAGAGCAAAAGCGCGACGGAUAAGUAUGGCAGCAAGGCGUCCGGAAGGGGAAAUUCGAAGGUCGCGAACGAUAGCAAGGCACGCAAUGGAAGCAAUAACCGCGCAGACUACAGCGCGAGCAAUAGCGCGCCGAAUCAGGCAGUCAGCCAGACGAUCAGCCAAGCGGCCAACCAGACGACCAACCAAACGAUCACCUGCUACGCGAACGGCGCGAACCAAACGAAUUAUCUAAAGAUGAAAAAUAACAUCGAGCACAACCUGAUGAAUUAUAAGAAGUGCAAGUUAAACCAAAUGCACGCCGAGAAUUUCAGCAUGGACUCCUACAGGUCGAACAACUCAUCUAAUAGCGAGCUGUACAUCGGAUCGGAGCAGAACAAUUUGUAUGCAAGCAACCAGGAGCACACUAUUGGUAGGUCCUCCAUGCAGUUGAAAGAAAGCAGACUGCGCAGUAGCAUCGGUAGAGCGGGGGGACUGCAUUCUAGUUUGAAGAGUGGCAACAUGUUGGACCUCCGCAGUAAUAUUUUGAAGGGCCCCCUACAGUUGAGCGAUCUGUACAGCUCCAGGAAUGGAGAUUCGUCCACCGUGUUGACUAGGAAUUCGUUAUACAAAUGUAAGGAGGAGCGUGUGGAUGGACUAGAUCGAGCGAAUCGGCUGGAUCGACUCGAUGGGGUAGAUCGGGCGGAUCGGGGCGAAAAGGGAUGCUGUGCCUCCGGAGCGGAAAACCGAUUCAUCAUGAGUAGGAGCCUGGGAACCGGAUUGAACGGCUUAAGGGGAAAGACGAUUUCCCACGUGGAAGGAAGCCGAGGAGGAAUCGGCGCAACCGAUCUGAUGGUGAAUGGCGAAGGAAGGCGCAGUGAAGCUGGGUACAGAGGCACCGACAUGAGACGAAGCGGUGACCAGCUCUACAGUUACAAAGAUCGGAAUAAGGACUACCUAGAUUCGAUAAACCUGUCAAUCAAUCGAGAAAGCGAGAAGGCUAGGGAACUCCUUGGCAGAUCCCUCCCCAGCAGGAAUACGAUGAACAGCACAAAGUUGGACGAAGAAUAUUUUUCCAACAAUAUAUUGAAUUUUGAAAAUUACUGCUCCGAUCGAUUUAAGAGAAGAAUCAAUAAUAACCUUAUCAACAACAUCUGUAGCAUGUACGAGGAUAAAUCAAAUCUGGAAGACUUCAUUUCCCGGAAGAGGCGAGAAGGAGGGGUGUGUAAGUCGAAGGAAGAUUUUGCAAAAUACCGAAUGGAUGAUAGCUGCAUGGUAGGAAUUCGAAAUGAUCAUUUCGAGGGGGAGCAGCUUUUUAAAAGGCCACGCAUGUCCUUGUAUAACAGCCUCCUAAGAAAGAGCCGAUUUGAAGGUGGAAAAAAGGUGGAAAAAAAUGAUCGGGACAGCAUAUCAGAACUUCUCCUCCAUCAUCAAGAUUUACUCAUAAACAAGAGGGAAAAAAUUGUGGUAAGUAAAGAUGUAGAGGAUACGAAGGAUAUCAUCGUAAAGAAGUAUAUAAAGAAUUUUUGGCUACUUAGUCGAAAGGACUUUUUUAGUAAGUACUGGAAUGCAUCCCUCGAAUUGAGCAGUAUAGAAGUGGAGAAGAUGAAAGAGUUGAUCUCGCUUCCACCGAAUGAGCCGUGCACAAUUGAUGAUCUGUUUAGUAAGGACAAUGAGAUUGUUGAUGAAGACCAGCUAGUGAAGGAUUACGUUACGGAUGAGAAGCUGAGGAAUUUCCGCCUAGACCUGAUCGAUGGCUUCCUCUACGACAAGCAGUCUCUAUACGAGAGGGAGAUGGUUGAAAAUGAGAAGAUAUUUUCACACAUCUCCUUUAAUCACAAAAAUUCAGACAUCAAAGUGGACAAGCUGUUAAAUUUGUUUCCUCGAGAUUUCAUGAGGAAGUACAAAAUUGUGAAGAAGUUAGGGGAAGGGGUUUAUGGGAAAGUCUUCAAGGCAGAGUCUUUGGAGGAUUCCUAUCUGCACUUUGCCGUCAAGGUGUUACGUUACUUCUGGCCCAACUUCAAAUACAAGUUCGGUUCUGAGGAAUUCGCCAUUAACGAGUUUAACAUAAUGCGGAUUUUAUUCCACCCCAAUGUUGUAUGUCUGUUGGAUAGUUUCCGUGUGCACACAUAUCGGAAGAGCAAAGUGAAAACUCAUCGGAACCAGAAGACGCGCAAUGAGACGGUAUCGGCUGAGUACGACUUCAGUUUUCAGAGACAUCGGAAAGUGGAGCGCAAUCAGCAUUCCCCAUCCCGGGACACGAUCGAAAGGAACAACAAGUAUAAGAAUUUAAUUUCGAAGGGGUGCAUAACGAUUGAAGAUUUGGAGAAGGAUCUGGUUAUGUACAACAUUGAUAAGGAGGAGAGCCUGAACGGGGAUCCCAAGUUGGGCAGUCACCUCAACAGGACGGUCAAAAGUUUGAGGAGCUACCACACAGAGGGGGGCAGCGAGUACGGGUCGACCAACGUAAGGAAGGAUAUUCAUAAGGAUCGCAGCAAUGACCGCAUUAGCGACCAGAGCGGCAACCUCAGCAACGAGCGAAGCAGCGACCUGGCCGUGUUACACGCGAAGAAGAAGGUCAGAACGGCUACCUUCAACUCCUCCGCCAUGGCCCACCCCUCCGAGCUGCAGAGAAUGAAGAUGAGCAGGACCAGCAAGAUGAACAGGACGAAAAAGAUGAGCAUGGCGAGCAUGGCGAAAAUGACCAGCAUGGCCAGCAGGACGAAUAAAAGCAUCGAUAAGUUAAAGUUUAGGAAACACUCGAGGAAGCUCAAGAAGAUAGAGAAUAAGAACAACGAUUACAUUGAAAACUGGGAUCUCUUCCUCGUCAUUGAAAAGUGUGACUGCAGUUUAAAUGACAUUUUAAGCAAAGCGAAGAAGAGGCACACCUCCUUUAUCCAGCAUAUCAAACAGUGCACAGCGCAGCACUUGCCGAGUGAGCGAAUUGAUAUGUCUUAUGACCACAUACACAAUUAUGUAAAAUAUGUGUAUCUGCCAUUGAAGAAGAUUGAGAAUCGGUCCUUCUAUCCGGACAUGCCAUCCCUGUCCGAGAUACAGACCAAGGUGAUCAUAUAUCAGAUGCUUCAAGGGAUUAAUCACUUUCAUAAAAAAUUUGUAAUUCAUAGGGAUAUCAAGCCAGCCAAUACUCUCAUCAAGAAUAUUAAGUACCUGUCGGAUGGGCUGAACGAUUCAAAGGAGUGGAUCGUGAAGAUUGCCGACUUCGGUUUGGGGGUCUAUGAUCACUUCUUAAAGGCGGAGACGAAAGAUUGCAAUAUUAUUACACUGCAGUACAGGCCACCCGAAAUUCUUUGCAACAGUACCAUGUAUAACUAUUCAGUGGACAUCUGGUCCAUUGGCAUCACCAUGUGUGAGUGCCUACUCGGGUUCGUGCCCGUCACUUCGAAAUUUGAAUCCUCCGUGUUGUUCAAAAUUCUGGUCUUUCGAGGCAUCCCGGAUGACGACUUUGGCAAUCUAUUGAAGAAGGAGUUCGUGGGGGAGCUUCCUCAGUUCAAGGUGGACCGCCUGAGGAUGCUGGAGGUGAUUUUUACCGAUAUAUAUGGGCGUAGACUGCUGAGCGAUCACGGCAUUGAUUUGAUUGAUCAAUUCCUCAGCUAUGAUUACAAGAACCGCAUCACGGCGAACGACGCGCUCAAGCACCCCUGGUUCGAGGACGUGCACCUCUACCUCAACGAGCGGCUGCUUCGUUACUACAAGCGCACGGGCACGUACUACUUCUAG